Molecule: messenger RNA, 3654 nt
Organism: Penicillium antarcticum
Lineage: Eukaryota; Fungi; Ascomycota; Eurotiomycetes; Eurotiales; Aspergillaceae
Gene: rom2
Product: putative Rho guanyl nucleotide exchange factor (Rom2)
Exons: 3
Coding region: 1-3654 (1217 amino acids)
Biological process (GO): intracellular signal transduction
Molecular function (GO): guanyl-nucleotide exchange factor activity
Source: RefSeq, a predicted model, not a curated record
AUGGCGGAUUUGGGGGGCCAGCGUAACCGGAAUUACCGGCCUCACGGGCCGGCCUCAUCGACACAGCGGGAUGCUGCGUAUUCUGACAUCUUUGGAGGCACUCCACCUCCGGGGCGCUCCCAGACGAUGAAUUCGCAGACCCCGCAGUUCAAUCAGGGCCGCGCUCAUACCAUGUCGUCGCAUGUCGCACAGCCCCAAUUCCAGAGACCGCCGCCGCCGCCGACGCGGCAAGUACCAAAUGGAUACGGACCGCCAUCAGCACCACCAAAUGGAUACCCUCCUCCUCCGCCAUCAGGACAAUACCAAGCAUAUAAUCCGGGAGCCUCCGCCACAAUGUCCUCCCAUCAACCUCCUCGGCCAUACCCGGGAGGUCAACGCUUCGCUGCCUAUCCGCGACCCCAACGCCUCGAUUCGAGACCAAGUCCUACCGCGCAAUACCCAGAAGCUAGAGACUUUAAUCGCCCAAUGCCUCCUGCGCUAAACUCCGAUGCCUCCCGAUCGAGAUCAAUGGCAAAGUUAAGCGGGCCACCGUACCAACCCCCGCCGAGCAACUUCAAUCACACAUCCGCCAUCGCCUCUCGCCGCGAACCGUAUCAUGCUGGAUCUCCGAUGACCCAGCUCGGGCGUCCGGUGCCGGAAAAGCAUACCAAUGAGCGAGCCAUGUCUAUGACUUCGUGGUCAUCUGAUCGAGAUGCGCACAUUAUGAACAGCGGACGGUCCAUUCCCAGUCGCAGACCUCCGUCGGGUCACGAUCAACAGCCUUUACCGAGACAGGACUCAAUGGCGCAGGCCAGCCCAGAUAUUCUUCCUACCUCUCGCCAGCCGAGUGAUGCAUCUACGAGAUCGCGUACAAUGUCAAUGGCAUCGACUGCAACUGCGACACCUAUGUCUGAUCGGACCAUGAGUGUUCACAGUCAAUUCACGCAAAAGUCUGGUCCGGUAACGCUUGUCUCGCGGGACUCACAGCGCAAGGUUCCGGUGGUCUAUCCUGCUUUACUUUCUCGCGUUGCAGAUGUCUUCAGGGAAAAGAUCUCACUCGGCGAACGACAGAAGAACGGUCUGUCUUACCAGAAUGCGUUUUCGGGUACUGAUUCGGUGGAUUUGAUUGGGAACAUCAUUCGGACCAACGAUCGCAACCUAGCUCUUCUGCUGGGCCGAGCGCUGGAUGCUCAGAAAUUCUUCCACGAUGUCACCUACGACCACCGGCUCCGAGACGCCCCCGGUGAAGUAUAUCAGUUUAAGGAAACGCUAGGAGAGGACAAGUCUACAACUGAGGUCAAUGGUGUUUUCACUCUCCUGACUGAAUGUUAUUCUCCAACCUGUAACCGAGACAGUCUGUGUUAUUCGAUUGCUUGUCCGCGACGACUGGAACAACAGGCCAGAUUGAAUCUGAAACCUCAGCCGGUUCUGGGAGGAACUACGGACACCAAACUAGGAGGUACCAUUCCAAUCGACGAUGACGAUGACAACGACAAUCAAAAGCUGUGGAUCAGCACGGUGCCUAAGGAGGUUUCGGAUUCCGUGGACGACCAUGAGAAGAAACGACAGGAGAUUAUCUUCGAGAUCAUGUAUACGGAACGUGAUUUUGUGAAGGACCUGGAAUACUUGCGCGAUUUCUGGAUGCGGCCAUUACGUGCGGCGGGUACCACAACACACUCACCCAUUCCAGAACACCGACGGGAAAAGUUCAUUCGAACCGUGUUUGGAAACUGCUUAGAGGUUCUCAAGGUCAACAGUGCUCUGUGUGAAGCUUUGAACGGUCGACAAAAAGAGAGCCAGGUCGUCCAAACCGUUGGUGAUAUCUUCCUGCAACACGUGCCUCGCUUUGAUCCAUUUAUCAAGUAUGGUGCCAACCAACUCUACGGAAAGUACGAAUUCGAGAAGGAGAAAGCUUCCAAUCCGGCUUUUGCCAAAUUUGUUGAAGACACGGAACGUCUGAAAGAGUCUCGAAAGCUUGAACUUAACGGUUACCUGACAAAGCCCACCACUCGUCUUGCAAGAUACCCACUUCUGCUAGAGGGAGUUUUGAAAAACACUGCCGACGGUAAUCCGGACAAGGAAGAUAUCCCGAAGGCAAUCAAGCUGAUCAAGGACUUCCUCUCGCGAGUCAAUACCGAGAGUGGUAAAGCAGAGAACCAUUUCAAUUUGGUCCAGCUGAACGCUGCACUGAAGUUCAAUUCCGCGGACUAUGUCGAUUUGAAACUUACAGAAGAGAACCGUCAAAUGCUCAUGAAGAUGGCGUUCAAGAAAACCACCGCCGACAGUUCUGAUGUCACCGCAUAUCUAUUUGAUCACGCUGUGUUGCUUGUUCGAAUCAAGGUGGUCAACAAGCGUGAAGAGUUCCGAGUCUAUAAAAAGCCUAUUCCUCUCGAGUUGCUGGUUAUCGCUCAGAUGGACGAGGUUAUCCCUCGACUAGGAAUUGCUAAAAGACCUUCAUCAAGUCUUCUGUCCAACAAGGCUCCGAUCAAUCCCCCACCUGCUAAGGAUGGUGGUCUCCCAAUUACCUUCAGGCAUCUCGGAAAGGGCGGUUAUGAACAGACUCUUUACGCUACAAACGUCGCCACACGACGCAAGUUCAUCGAAGCGGUGGAGCAACAACAACAGAAGCUGUGGGAGCGAAACAGCAACUUUUACAACAAGACUAUUCUGUGUGAAGGUUCCUUUGGCAACUUGAACCGUGUGAACUGUCUUGUUCCUAUCGACGGUGGUCGGAAAUUGGUUUAUGGUACAGAUAGCGGUAUCUACGUCUCUGAGCGUUGGCCCAAAGACAAGUCAGUCAAACCAAAGCGAGUUCUCGAUGCUAGCCAGGUCACGCAAAUCGACACCCUGGAGGAGUAUCAGCUGGUUUUGGUUCUGGCAAACAAGACCCUCUCCUCGUACCCUAUGGAUGCUCUCGACCUCGGGGAGGGCCAAAACGCCAUAGCAAAGCGCCCAAAGAAAAUCCAAGGUCAUGCCAACUUCUUCAAGGCAGGUAUUGGUCUUGGUCGUCAUCUGGUUUGCUCAGUCAAGACAUCGGCACUCUCAAGUACCAUCAAGGUGUACGAGCCGAUGGACAAUCUCGCCAAGGGAAAGAAGAAGUCUGCUGUCAGCAAGAUGUUCCAGAGUGGCCAGGACACACUCAAGCCAUUCAAGGAAUACUACAUCCCUGCUGAAUCUUCUUCGAUUCACUUCCUUCGUUCUACUCUGUGUGUUGGUUGUGCACGUGGCUUUGAGGUUGUCAGUUUAGAAACGACAGAAACCCAGUCUCUUCUUGAUCAAGCAGAUACCUCCCUUGAUUUCGUUGCACGAAAAGAGAACGUCAAGCCCAUUCAUAUCGAGCGUAUGAAUGGGGAAUUCCUCCUCAAUUACAGUGACUUCUCAUUCUUUGUCAAUCGCAAUGGCUGGCGAGCCCGUCCGGACUGGAAGAUCGCCUGGGAGGGCAACCCGAACGCAUUCGCCCUCUCAUACCCUUACAUCCUAGCCUUCGAACCGAACUUCGUUGAGAUCCGGCACGUGGAGACAAGUGAACUGACGCAUCUGAUGACUGGGAAAAACAUUCGCAUGCUGCACUCUUCCACUCGAGAGAUCAUCUAUGCCUACGAAGACGAAGGCGGCUACGACGUGAUUGCCAGUCUCGACUUUUGGACCAAUAAACCGCAACAGCAAAGCAUUUAA